This is a messenger RNA of Scutellospora calospora, 1324 nucleotides long. Lineage: Eukaryota; Fungi; Glomeromycota; Glomeromycetes; Diversisporales; Gigasporaceae. The record is from the annotation of a GenBank genome assembly.
UUCGAAAUUUCUUACAAAACAGUAUGCAGUUUACGUAACAUUGGAGUAGUGAAUAUAAGCAAAGAGAGGCCUCUUGAUUUGGAUCAAAUAGCUGGAAAUAUAAAAAAGUUAAAGGGAAAGCUCAAACAAAAUAAAUCGUCGUUAUGUCAGGAAUUAUUUUCAAGCUUGAGAAACGUGGAUAUUUCUGCACUAACAUGGAAGGAUUUUUUAGCCAAUCAGAUCAUCAGCGAUGAUUCAAUACUAGUACAACAGCUAACGCCUCAAUCACAAGAUAAUUUUAUGGAACUAAAACUAGCUUUUAAUGAGAAUCAUCAAGUCAAAUUAACGCAAAGAAUUAAGCAUGAUGGAACUUGGAAGGAAUCAGAAAAACAACUAGCAAAAGUUACAGAUAGAAUUUUAGAUACGUUGAGAGAUACUUGGAAUAAUCCAGCGUUUAGCCCCGAGUUCGCAGGGUUUCUGAGCGAAGGCACUUAUGUAAAUAAUAUCAUACUACCUGCUAUACGAGCUGUAUUAAAGGGCCUUCCUCUAGAAAAAUCUACUUUUGUCAGCAGUUCUGAACUCCAAAGUAGUGCAAGCGCGGAUAGGAGAGGCGAGGGGCGAUGGGGGAGAAGACCAGAUAUAAUGUUUAUAAUGAUGUGUGAUGAAAAAAAUUAUGAAUUGCUGUAUGCCGAGUGUUCACGAUUGACUUGUACGAUGAAAAAGGAACGAUAUGAUGCAGUAAAAUUGUGGAGGGAGUGUAAUGACGGGAUGUACUGGGCUCGUAAAAGUUCUAGGCCCGAUAAUGAUGAAUUUGGAAUUGUUGGUGUACAAAUAGCAGGAACUACGAUACGUUUGAAUGUUCUUAUUAGGGAUAGUGCAGACGUUCAUCGUUACUACCACCUACGUGAGGCGGAAAUACCAGUGCGACAGUCAAGUCCUAUUAUUGUCGCAAAUUUUAUAGAAGUCCUAUUAAUAUUGCGAAAUAUUUUGAUAGUUAAUAUGGACUUGCUAUAUAAUGCAUUAAAACCUAGAACGCCCAGAAAUGUGGAAGGUAGUUCUACUGUACCUUCUCCACAUAGAGAAGAAGGGAAACAAAUAAGAACAAGAAAGCUUGUUUAUGUUAAUUGGAAAUGUAUUGAUAGAGAAUAUCAUGGAUCUACAAUCGAAAAACAUUGGAGUACAAAUUGCAUAGGAAGUGCAUAUUGUGAUAUUAGUUAUAAAGACUAUAUGGAACUUAAAAGCAGAUCCGAAGCUAGUAACUCAUACUUCGAAAAAGAAGUAAUUCAUCAUUAUGAAUUGUGGAUACAGAAUACUAUUAGAAGAGUUAAAUGUGCAAAAGAAAUUA